CCCCACCCUCCCCAGCCGUGGGGCUGUCCACUCAGUCUGCCCUGGAGCUGCCCAGCCAGCAGGAGUUUGGAGGGCGCAGUCCCUGCCCAGAUGGCCUCCAGGCUGACCCCGCUGACCCUCCUGCUGCUGCUGCUGCUGGCCAGGGAUAGCACCUGUUCCACUGAGAAUGGAACCAGCCACAGCACCAUGGAGCCAGAGAGCUUUGGAGGGGAAAGAAGUCAAGAGAACCUCUCGAUGGACGAUAGCCCCAAGAAUAUGUCCAUUCAACACCCCGAAGCCUCUUCCGAAACCAACUCAACCACCAUCAUGGCCACUAACACCACUUUUGAAGCCCCCACACAGCCCACUACACCGUCCAUCCAAACAACUGCCCAACCCACUUUUGCAUCCUGCUUGGAGCCUCCCAAGUCCUGCUUCGACUUGGCGAAUCAUUCAGCGGAAGCCUUGCUGGGAGACUCUUUGGUGGAUUUCUCCGUGAAGCUCUACCACGCCUUCUCGGAGCUGAAGAAGCCUGAGACCAACAUAGCCUUUUCCCCGUUCAGUGUGGCCAGCCUCCUCACGCACGUCCUGCUGGGGGCUGGGGACAAGACCAGGAGGAACCUGGAGAGCCUCCUCUCCUACCCUGAGGGCUUCGCCUGCGUCCACGAGGCCCUGAAGGCCAUCAAGUCCAAAGGCUUCACCUCGGCCUCCCAGAUCUUCCACAGCCCAGACCUGGAGCUGAAGAGCACCUUCCUGAACGCCUCUCAGAGGCUGUACGCCAGCCACCCCCAGGUCCUCGGCAACGACAGCAGUGUCAACGUGGAGCUCAUCAACAGCUGGGUGUCAAAGAAGACCCACGGCAAGAUCAGCCAUCUGCUGGACAGCCUGCCCUCCGACACCCGCCUGGUCCUCCUCAACGCCAUCUACCUGAGCGCCAAGUGGAAGACAGUAUUUAAUCAGAAAAAAACCACGAUGGAGCCCUUUAACCUCAGAUCCUCCGUGAUAAAAGUGCCCAUGAUGAUGAGCAAGAAGUACCCUGUGGCGGGUUUCUCUGACCCGACUCUGAAGGCCAAUAUCGGGAUGCUGCAGCUUUCCCACAACCUGAGCUUGGUGAUCAUGGUGCCCCAGCACUUGAAGUACCAUCUGGAAGACUUGGAACAGGCUCUCAGCCCCACUGUCUUCAAGGCCGUCAUGAAGAGGCUGGAGCUGAGCAAGUAUCAGCCCACCCUCCUGAUGAUGCCCCGUAUCAAAGUGAUGAGCAACCAGGACAUGCUGCCCAUUCUGGAGAAACUAGAAUUCUUUGACUUUAGCUAUGAACUUGACCUGUGUGGGCUGACAGAGGACCCAGAUCUUCAGGUCUCAGCGAUGCAGCACCAGACCUUGCUGGAGCUGACGGAGUCCGGAGUGGAGGCGGCUGCGGCCACCGCUGUCUCUGUGGCCCGAACUCUGCUGAUCUUCGAGGUCCAGCAACCCUUCCUCUUCGUGCUCUGGGACCAACAGUACAAGUUCCCUGUCUUCAUGGGGCGGGUGUAUGACCCCAGGGGCUGACGAGCCAGCAGGGCGCGUGGGGUCAGCCUGCACCCUUCACUCGCCUGCCUGGACGGGCCCCGAGCCACCUGCUGCCCAGGUCUCCGGGGUCCUGUCAUCCGGGGUCUGGCCAAAGGACCUGUGUCUGUCUCUUCCCUGUGACCCUCCAAAGCACUUUGUACAGCUUUCUUUGUUUCACACUCACCACACUACAAAUAAAGCCUGGCAGAUCAUGG
Molecule: messenger RNA, 1742 nt
Organism: Condylura cristata (star-nosed mole)
Lineage: Eukaryota; Metazoa; Chordata; Mammalia; Eulipotyphla; Talpidae
Gene: SERPING1
Product: serpin peptidase inhibitor, clade G (C1 inhibitor), member 1
Exons: 8
Coding region: 91-1527 (478 amino acids)
Biological process (GO): negative regulation of endopeptidase activity
Molecular function (GO): serine-type endopeptidase inhibitor activity
Source: RefSeq, a predicted model, not a curated record